AUGACUGGUCAUGAUAUAAUGGCAAGUUGGGAUGAGAAACUUCUUACAGCUGCAAGGGAGGGGAAUAUAAAAGAGGUAGAAUUAUGUAUAAAGAACAGAGCUAACUUGGAAUGUAGAGGUGAUUAUUUUGGAAUGACACCAUUAAUGUUGGCCGCUGAGAGAGGACACCUAGAGGUGGUGACAUACCUGGUCACUCACGGCAGUCGGUUAGAGGCCACAUCCACCAGGAGUGGACGAACAGCUUUACAUUAUGCUGCUGAGAAUGGACAGAUUGAUACAACAAAAUGGUUACUAGAUCAAGGAUGCAGUCAUUGGGUGAAAACAAAUGAGGUAACCUUCAGUUUUAUUCUUAUUAGAUAG
Messenger RNA from Mytilus trossulus (common blue mussel), 360 nucleotides. RefSeq names its product fibronectin type 3 and ankyrin repeat domains 1 protein-like. The record is from RefSeq and is a predicted model, not a curated record. Lineage: Eukaryota; Metazoa; Mollusca; Bivalvia; Mytilida; Mytilidae. Gene Ontology annotation, molecular function: protein binding. The coding region runs from base 1 to 360 and encodes 119 amino acids. The transcript is spliced from 5 exons.